This is a messenger RNA of Hibiscus syriacus, 1615 nucleotides long. Its product is annotated as elongation factor 1-gamma-like. NCBI's taxonomy places the organism in Eukaryota, Viridiplantae, Streptophyta, Magnoliopsida, Malvales, Malvaceae. Bases 148 to 1413 code for a protein of 421 amino acids. The transcript has 8 exons. The record is from RefSeq and is a predicted model, not a curated record. Gene Ontology annotation, molecular function: glutathione transferase activity; translation elongation factor activity. Gene Ontology annotation, biological process: translational elongation.
GCCUAAGAAAAAACAUUCGCAACUCAUCCACGCUACAAAAACCCUAGUUUCCCUUGUAUUUAUGUAUUCCACUUGAACUCUCUCUUGCUGGUUGCGGCUUCUAGAUCGGCAAUCUGAGCGUCCCUGUUUUCAAUCAAGCCAUUAGCCAUGGCACUGAUAUUGCAUGCAGGAAAAACAAAUAAAAAUGCCUUCAAGGCUCUUAUUACUGCGGAAUAUAGUGGUGUGGCUGUCAAAUUGGCUGAGAACUUUGAGAUGGGUGUCUCAAACAAAACUCCGGAGUUCCUCAAGAUGAACCCAAUUGGGAAGGUUCCUGUGCUGGAAACACCCGAAGGUCCUGUUUUUGAGAGCAAUGCCAUUGCUCGUUAUGUCACUCGCUCAAAGGCUGAUAACUCUCUGUUUGGUUCUAUGUUGAUUGAUUAUGGCCAUAUUGAGCAGUGGAUUGAUUUUGCAUCCAUGGAAAUUGAUGCUAAUAUUGCAAAAUGGUUCUAUCCAAGAAAGGGCUUUGGCACUUACCUUCCUCCAGCUGAGGAAGCUGCUAUUGCUGCAUUGAAGAGAGCCCUUGGCGCUUUAAACAGUCACCUUGCCGCUAAUACCUACCUGGUUGGACAUUCAGUCACCCUUGCUGACAUUAUCAUGACAUGCAACCUCUACCAUGGUUUCACCUUGAUCAUGAUAAAAAGUUUUACCUCAGAGUUCCCUCAUGUUGAGAGGUACUUCUGGACCAUGGUUAACCAACCAAAUUUCAAGAAGAUUCUUGGUGACGUGAAGCAGGUUACGUCUGUUCCACCUGUUCCAUCAAAGAAGCCAGCUGCCCAGCCAAAAGAAACUAAGCCAAAGAUCAAGGAUGAACCAAGGAAAGAAGCGAAGGAGGAGGCUGAGAAACCAAAGGCAGAGGCUGCUGAGGAGGAAGAGGCACCAAAGCCCAAACCAAAAAAUCCUCUUGAUUUGCUGCCUCCUAGUCAGAUGGUACUGGAUGAUUGGAAGAGGUUGUACUCUAACACAAAGACCAAUUUCCGUGAAGUUGCUAUCAACGGAUUCUGGGAGAUGUAUGAUCCUGAGGGAUACUCUCUUUGGUUCUGUGACUACAAGUACAAUGAGGAGAAUACAGUGUCAUUUGUGACUAUGAACAAGGUGGGAGGAUUCCUACAGAGAAUGGAUUUGGCACGCAAGUAUGCAUUUGGGAAGAUGUUGGUGAUUGGGAAGGACCCUCCAUUCAAGGUCAAGGGACUGUGGCUUUUCCGUGGGAAAGAGAUCCCUCAGUUUGUCAUGGAUGAGUGCUAUGACAUGGAACUCUAUGAGUGGAAGAAGGUUGACAUCUCAGAUGAGGCCCAGAAGGAAAGAGUUAAUCAGAUGAUUGAAGAUGCCGAGCCUUUUGAGGGAGAGCCUCUUUUGGAUGCCAAGUGCUUUAAGUGAUCAAUUUGACUCCCUUUCCAGCUCUAUUUUAUGGUUUUAGCACUAUUUUGUUUCAUUUCUGCCUUUCAGUUUUUUAGUAGAGUUUUGGUUUGUUCACUGUUAAAGGGUCAGAUAGACGCUGUUCUGAUGGUAACCUUAUAAGUUUCUGUUUCUCCCAAACAUACCUCUAAUAUUUUAGUUUUAGAUAUUCUGCUCUGCUCUA